Messenger RNA from Acanthosepion pharaonis, 4194 nucleotides. The record is from the annotation of a GenBank genome assembly. Lineage: Eukaryota; Metazoa; Mollusca; Cephalopoda; Sepiida; Sepiidae.
AUGCCCGUUUCUCUUUCGAGGCGCUUCUCUGUAGCGUUGACCGGAGGCUUGCUCACUAAACAGAUAGAUGGCCUGCCCAGCGAAAGCAACGCACUUCAUCCUCAGCUCUCUUUUAAUCUUCUCUCUCUCUUUUCUUGCUCUCUUCCUCCUCCUCCUCUCCCUCUCUCCCCCCCUCUCUCUCUCUCUCUCUCUCUGUCUUUCUCCCGUUCAUUCUCACUCUGGCUGUCGCAAACAUCUUUUAACUUUCUCAUUCUUUUUCUUUCAUUUUCUUUUACAUUGCUUUCCUUUCCCUUGUUUCUUUAUUCUUUUUUCUCUUUCUUUCUCUCUACUUUUCAACCUUCUUUUUCAGUUCCCUUCUCUCUUCUCUUUCUCUUCCUUUUCUUCUUUCUUUCUUUUCCUUUCUCUUUUCGUUUUUCUCUUCCUUUUCUCUUUCUUUACACUAGCUUUUCUCUAUUCCUUCUUCUCUUCCAUUCUCCGUCCCUUUUUCUGUUGCUUUUAUUCCUCCUUUCUCUCUUCCUUUACCCUUUCUUUCUCUCCCAUUUUUCUCUUUCCUUUUUCUCUUUCUUUCUCUCUUACUUUUCCCUUCAUUUCUCUCAUCCAUUUUUCUCUUUCCUUUUUCUCUUUCUUUCUCUCUUACUUUUCCCUUCCUUUCUCUCAUCCUUUUUCUCUUUCCUUUAUAUCUUUAUUUUCUCUUUCUUUUCCCUUCCUUUCUCUCUCGUUUUUUUUCUUUCCUUCUUCUCUUUCUUUCUCUCUUCCUUUUCCCUUCCUUUCUCUCUCAUGAGUUCAUUUCUCCCUCAAAAUUAUUCUUUAUUAUUCCUACGUCUUUUGACGUUUUCUCUUUAUCUUGCUGUCUCUCUCCUCCACACAGUCGCACUCACUUUCUCUUCCUCUCCCUCACACUCACUUUCUUACGCUCCCCUCUUUCAAUUCUUUCUUAUCUCAAAAUUAUUUGUUAUUAUUUCUACAUCUUUUCACGUUUUCUCUUUAUGUUGCCGUCUCUCUCUCACUCACUUUCUCUCUCUCCUUCUCACUUACUUUCUUAUUCUCCCCUAUGUGAUUCUCUCUCUUUUUAUGUUGCCGUCUCUCUCCUCCACACACUCCCACCCACUCUCUUUCUAUCUCUCUCUCUCUCUCUUUAACUCACUUUCUUACUUUCCUCUUAUCUAUCUCUCUCUUUCUCUUUGGUUCUCCUUUAUUAUUUCUUCUCUCAUGAUAUCAUCUCCCCCAUACUCUUCCAAAUCUCUUCUCUUUUUUUUUCCCUCUUCUUUUUCUCUUUUUUCUUUUUUCUUUUUCUUUUCUCUCUUCUUUUUCCCUUCCUUUCUCUCCUUUUCUUUUUCCUUUUCUUUUUUCUUCUUUUUCCUUUUCUUUCCUUUCUCUCCUUUUCUUUCUUUCUCUUUUCUCUUUUUUCUCUCUUUUUUUUCCUUCCAUUCUCUCUCCUUUUUCUCUUUCUUUUUGUCUUUUCUUUCUCUCUUCCUUUUCCCUUCCUUUCUCUCUCCUUUUUCUCUUUCUUUCUCUCUUCCUUUUCCCUUCCUUUCUCUCUCCUUUUUCUCUUUCCUUUUUCUCUUUCUUUCUCUCUUCCUUUUCCCUUCCUUUCUCUCUCCUUUUUCUCUUUCCUUUUCUCUUUCUUUCUUUUUCCUUUUCCCUUCCUUUCUCUCUCCUUUUUCUCUUUCCUUUUUCUCUUUCUUUCUCUAUUCCUUUUCCCUUCCUUUCUCUCUCCUUUUUCUCUUUCCUUUUUCUCUUUCUUUCUCUCUUCCUUUUCCCUUCCUUUCUCUCUCCUUUUUCUCUUUCCUUUUUUCUUUUUUUUUUUUAAAUUUUUUCUUUUUCUCUCUUUUUCUCUUUCCUUUUUUCUCUUCUUUCUCUCUUCCUUUUCCUUCUUUUCUCUCUCCUUUUCUCUUUUCUUUUUCUUUUUUUUUUUUCCUUUUCCUUUUCUUUCUCUUUUUCUCUCUUCUUUUUUUUUUUUUUUCUUUUUUUUUCUUUCUUUUUUUUUUUUUUUUUUCUUCUUUUUCUUUUUUUUUUUUUCCUUUUCUCUUUUUUUUCUUUUUUUUUCCUUUUCUCUUUUCCUUUCUAUUCCUUUUCUUUUUUCUUUUUCCUUUUCUCUUUCCUUUCUCUUCCUUUUUCUCCUUUCCUUUUCCUUCCUUUUUUUCUUUUUUUCUCUUUCCUUUUCUUUUCCUUUCUCUUUUUUCUUUUCUUUUUUUUCUCUCCUUUUCUCUUUUCUUUUCUCUCUUCUUUUUGAAAUUUUUUUUUUUUUUCUUUCUCUCUCCUUUUUUUCCUUUUUCUUUUUUUUUUUUUCUUCCUUUUUUCCUUUUUUUCUCUUCCUUUUUCCUUUUUUUUUUCUUUUCUUUCUUUUUUCCUUUUUCUUCUUUCCCUUUUUUCUUUUUUUUUUUUCUCUUUCUCUCUUUUCUUUUCCCUUCCUUUCUCUCUCCUUUUUCCUUUUCAAAAAAACUUUUUUUCUCUCUUUUUUCCUUCCUUUCUCUUUUUCUCUUUUUUUUUUUCUUUUUCUCUUCUCCUUUUUUCCUUUUCUCUCCUUUUUCUCUUUUCUUUUUUCUUUCUUUCUCUUUUCUCAUUUUUUCCUUUUUCUCUCCUUUUUCUUUUCUUUUCUCUUUCUUUCUCUUUUUCCUUUUUUCUCUUUCCUUUUCUCUUUUUUUUUUUUUUUUAAAUCUCCUUUUUUUUUUUUUUAAUCUUUUUUUUUUUCUUUUUCCUUUUUCUUUUUCUUUCUCUCUUCCUUUUCCUUUUUUUUUCUUUUUCUUUUUUCUCUUUCCUUUUUCUCUUUUUUUCUCUUUUCCUUUUUUUUUCUUUCUCUCUCCUUUUUUUUUCCUUUUCUCAGUCUUUCUUAAAUUCCCUUCCUUUCUCUCUCCUUUUUCUCUUUCCUUUUUCUCUUUCUUUCUCUAUUCCUUUUCCUUUUUUCUCCUUUUCUCCUUUUUUUUUUUUCUCUUUCUUUUUCUUAUCCUUUUCCCUUGGUUCAAAAAAUUUUUUUCCUUUUUCUUUUUUCCUUUCCUUUUCCAUCCUUUCUUUCUUCCUUUUUCUUUUCCUUUUCUUCUUCUUUCUCUCUUUUCUUUUUUAAAUUUUUUUUUUUUUAAAAAAAAGGGGAUCAUUUUUUUUCUUUCCUUUUUUCUUUUGCUUUUCUUUUCUUUUUUUUUCUUUCUCAUUUUCUCUUCCUUUCUUUUUCUUCUACUUUUCCCUUCCAUUUUCUCUCCUUUAUUUUUUUUUUUCCUUGACUCUUCCUUUUCCUUUUAUUCAACAUCAUCUUUUCUUUCUUCUUUUCUUUUUUGUUUUUCUUUAAUUUUUUCUUUCUUUUUUUCCAUGAUCAUUAUUUCUUAUAAAGAAUCUUUUCUUAAAUUUCCUUUUGUGACCUUCCUUCUUUUCUCCUUUUGUUUUUUUUUCAUUUCUUUUCUCUUUUUUGAUCUUUUUUUUCCUGAAAAUUUUCUCCUUUUCCUUUUCUUUUCCUCUUUUCUCUUUUUUUUCUUUGGUUUCAAGAAAAGAAUUUACAAAAAAGUUUCUCAUUUUCCUUUCCUUUGUUUCUCUCUUGAAACCUUUUCUUUUUUUUUUUUUUUUUCCUUUUUUUUUUCCCUUCCUUUCUUUGUUUUUUUCUUUUUAAUUUUUCUUUUUUUUUUUUUUUCCUUUUUUUUUUUUUUUUUUUUUCUUUUUUUCUCUUUCCUUUUUUUUUUUCUCAUUUUUUUUAUCUUUCCUUUGCAUUUUCAAAGUUUUUUUUUGUUUUUUAAAGUUCUUUUUUUUUUUCUUUUUUUCUCCUUUUUUGUUUCUUUUUAUUUUUUCCUUUUUUUUCUUUCUUUUUUUUUCUAUCUUUUUUUUUCUUUUUCUCUUCUUUUUUCUCCUUUUUUUUCUUUCUUUUAUUCUUUUUUUAAAGUCCUUUUUCUUUCUUUUCUCUUUCCUUUUUGUUCUAGCUAUCUGUCUACUCUCUAUCUCUUUCUCUCUCUCUCUCUCUAUUUAUGUAUCAAUCUAUCUAUCUAUAACAGUCUAUACUUAUUCUCUCUCUCUGGCUCUUUCUGUGUCGCUGUUGAUAUCUAUCUAUCAAUCUAUCUCAGUCUAUUCUCUCUCAUCUCUUUCUGUUUGUGUUCAUCUCUCUCUCCCUAUCUCCCUCUCUCUCUCUCUCUCUAUAUAUAUAUAUAUAUGUGCGUGUGUGUUCAUAUCUAUCUAUCCAUCUAUCUAUCUCUUUAUUUAUCUAUCUUUCUAUCCUAA